AUGUCAAAUCACAACACCAGGCUGACGGCUGAAAUACACUCAGAUAUCCAACAUCACGGAAACUGCUUCCUCAGACUGGAAUUCGCACUGGGCGCCUUUACGCCGCUCUUAAAGCCCAAGGUGAUGAAUCCGCAAGCAGCCCUCUUGAUGGCCUUCCACGAUGUAGUCCCCCGGCGCCUCUUCUAUGAGCCUAUGUUCUCAUUUAAAGAGGACCCGGUCUUCGUCAAGCAAGGCACGCAGUUCGGUAUCGUUCGCGAGGCAGCCUUGGAGAAGUUUACCAAUGUUCUCAAAUUAUGCAAUCCGCAAUUGCUCGAGGAAAGGAUCCGCAGACCGACGUUCGCAGACUACAACACUUUCUUUGAUGGAUGGGUGACGCAGAAGAAGAUAUUGGAGGUGGCAGCGAGUCAUAGAUCAGGGAUAAAGAAUAACAUACGGUUGUCGAGCAGUGGCCGUACCGUCUAA
This is a messenger RNA of Trematosphaeria pertusa, 462 nucleotides long. RefSeq lists its product as uncharacterized. Lineage: Eukaryota; Fungi; Ascomycota; Dothideomycetes; Pleosporales; Trematosphaeriaceae. The record is from RefSeq and is a predicted model, not a curated record. The transcript has a single exon. Bases 1 to 462 code for a protein of 153 amino acids.